UCAGUAGCGGCGCUGCGCGCAGGCCAGAAACACGAGGCUAAGUGCCGCAGCUUUAGCACUUCGGUGCGGCGGACCCGACUCUCGCCCGCGCCGUCUCAGGAUUAGCCCGAGGACACGUCUUUAGUGCGGCCACCGCCCGGUGGCCUUCACCUGGAUUACCUACGAGGCAGCUACCGCCGAACUAGCGUGGAGGCGACUGAGGAGGAGUGUGUCAAGAGCUGCCAGCUUUUCAGUGACCCCACUGGCGGGCGGACGCGCAGGAAAGCAUCAUACCCAACAGAACCCGAUUCAGGGCCUGCAGGUGGAAAGCUCGAGGCCCGGGGGGAUGGCGGCCCCGGUCCGGAGCAGCUCCGGGUGGAAGCUACUGCUGCUGGUGGCACUUUGGCAGCAGCGCGCAGCCGGCUCCGGCGUCUUCCAGCUGCAGCUGCAGGAGUUCGCCAACGAGCACGGCGUUCUGGCCAGUGGGAGGCCGUGCGAGCCCGGUUGCCGGACUUUCUUCCGCAUCUGCCUAAAGCACUUCCAGGCAGUCCUUUCGCCUGGGCCGUGUACCUUCGGCAGCGUCUCCACACCGGUAUUGGGCAUCAAUUCCUUCGCCAUUGGAGACGACAGUAGCGGCGGGGGCCGAAACCCUCUCCAACUGCCCUUCAACUUCACCUGGCCGGGCACCUUCUCCCUCAUCAUUGAAGCUUGGCACGCGCCUGGAGACGACCUGCGGCCAGAGGCCUUGCCACCGGAUGCACUUAUCAGCAAGAUCGCCAUCCAAGGCUCCCUACCUGUGGGUGAGAACUGGUUACCAGAGGAGCAAACCAGCACCCUCACGAAGCUGCGCUACUCUUACCGGGUCAUCUGCAGUGAUAACUACUAUGGGGAGAGCUGCUCACGCCUGUGCAAGAAGCGCAACGACCACUUCGGCCACUAUGUGUGCCAGCCAGAUGGCAGCCUAUCCUGCCUGCCAGGUUGGACUGGAGAAUACUGUGAACAGCCUAUCUGUCUUUCUGGCUGUCAUGAGCAGAAUGGCUACUGCAGCAAGCCAGCAGAGUGCCUCUGCCGCCCAGGUUGGCAGGGCCGCCUGUGCAACGAAUGUAUCCCUCAUAACGGCUGUCGCCAUGGCACCUGCAGCACCCCCUGGCAGUGUACCUGCAAUGAGGGCUGGGGAGGCCUGUUCUGUGAUCAAGAUCUCAACUACUGCACUCACCACUCACCAUGCAAGAAUGGGGCCACAUGCUCCAACAGUGGGCAGCGGAGCUACACCUGUACCUGUCGACCAGGCUAUACUGGCAUCGACUGUGAGUUGGAACUCAGCAAAUGUGACAGCAACCCAUGUCGUAAUGGGGGCAGUUGUAAGGACCAGGAUGAUGGCUACCACUGCUUGUGUCCCCCGGGUUACUAUGGCCUGCACUGUGAGCACAGCACACUGACCUGUGCUGACUCCCCCUGUUUCAAUGGGGGCUCCUGCCGGGAACGAAACCAGGGAGCCAGCUAUGCCUGUGAAUGCCCCCCCAACUUCACUGGCUCCAACUGUGAGAAGAAAGUGGACAGGUGUACCAGCAACCCCUGUGCUAAUGGGGGCCAGUGUCUGAACAGAGGUACAAGCCGCACAUGCCGCUGCCGUCCUGGAUUCACAGGCACCCUCUGUGAACUCCACAUCAGUGACUGCACCCGAAAUCCUUGUGCUCACGGUGGCACUUGUCAUGACCUAGAGAAGGGGAUCAUGUGCACCUGCCCUGUGGGCUUUUCUGGCCUGCGCUGCGAGGUGCGGAUGCCUGCGAGGUCCAGCGAUGCCUGUGCCUCUGGGCCCUGCUUCAAUGGGGCCACCUGCUAUACUGGCCUCUCUCCGGACAACUUCGUGUGCAACUGCCCCUAUGGCUUUGUGGGCAGCCGCUGCGAAUUCCCGGUGGGCCUGCCACCCAGCUUCCCCUGGGUGGCUGUGUCCCUGGGUGUGGGGCUGGUGGUGGUGCUGGUGCUGUUGGGCAUGGUGGCAGUGGCUGUACGCCAGAUGCGGCUUCGGCGGCCAGAUGAUGGCAGGAGGGAAGCCAUGAACAACUUGUCAGACUUCCAGAAGGACAAUCUGAUCCCUGCCGCCCAGCUCAAGAACACAAACCAGAAGAAGGAGCUGGAGGUGGACUGUGGUCUGGAUAAGUCCAACUGUGGCAAACAGCAGAACCACACAUUGGACUAUAAUCUGGCUCCUGGCCCUCUGGGGCGGGGAACCAUGCCUGGGAAGUAUCCCCACAGUGACAAGAGCUUAGGGGAAAAGGUGCCACUGCGGUUACACAGUGAAAAGCCAGAGUGUCGAAUAUCAGCGAUAUGCUCCCCCAGGGAGUCUAUGUACCAGUCUGUGUGUUUGAUAUCAGAAGAGAGGAACGAAUGUGUCAUUGCCACGGAGGUAUAAGGCACAAGCCUGCCCAGAACACCCCAGCUUUGGCCCAGUGGCUGGACCUUCCUUCUGCACUGUUUACAUUGCAUCCUGGAUGGGACGUUUCUAUGCACUGUGCUGCUCUCAGGAGGAAGAGGGGAUGGCAGGAACCGGAGGGACUGUGAACUUGCCAAGACAUGCUACGCACCUCUGGGUGUCUGCUGGCAUCACAUGGAGCUGUGCCAGCCAGAGAGGAGGGUGCCACCUAGAUCUGCACUAUCAGUGGGCUUUGGAGGCACUUUCUGGGGCUCUGACCUGUUCCAGGAAGAGCGGCACUAGCCCCAUGGAGCUUGGAGUAACGGUGGCCUCCACUGGUAUCUGUGUUCUGAAAGUGCCUUUGUCCCAGGCACCAUAGCAACAUCUGGGCCUAAAUCAGAAAGAAGGAGGCCAGUAAGGGCAGGGUCUCUUGUGGCAGGAAAGCCCCUGGGUGUGGCUCCUGGCAGGCAUUGCCCUGCAGGUGAGGAAGUGCUCCAGGGGCAAGGAGUGCUUUUGGCCCUUUGUCCCCAACUGCUGCAUAUGGGCCUUGCUCAGAAGGCCGCCCAGCCUAUUCCUGGCCUUUACAUUCGGGGCAGGCGAGUGUUGCUAAAGCUUAACCUGCUCCCACAAUCCUCUGACCCUGGGUGCUCUGGACUCUCAUGAGCAGACAGGUAGAAGGCCUGCCCAUCUCCAGCCAUGAGUGCCAGGCCUAACCAAGGAGCUCUGGGAGCAGUUAUGUUGGAAAUUCUAGUGAGGGAGAAAGCAGGUCUGGUGCCACCUGGGCACUUGCCUCCCUCAAAUCUAUUCCUACGACCUCGAGCCUGGGCUCUGCCCAUGUUCACUACUGCCCCUAGAAACCAAUCUUCAGAAAUCAAUAAUAUGAGUUUUUUAUUUUGUUUGUUUUUUUAGUCUAUUUUGAAAUCUAGUAUUUCGAUAAUUUAAGAAUCAGAAGCACUGGCCUUUCUACAUUUUAUAACAUUAUUUUGUAUAUAAUGUGUAUUUAUAAUAUGGAACAGAUAUGUA
Octodon degus (degu) is the source of this 3415-nucleotide messenger RNA. It is a transcript of the gene Dll4, whose product is annotated as delta like canonical Notch ligand 4. The record is from RefSeq and is a predicted model, not a curated record. Gene Ontology annotation, biological process: multicellular organism development; cell communication; Notch signaling pathway. Gene Ontology annotation, molecular function: calcium ion binding; Notch binding. The transcript is spliced from 11 exons. Bases 326 to 2392 code for a protein of 688 amino acids. NCBI's taxonomy places the organism in Eukaryota, Metazoa, Chordata, Mammalia, Rodentia, Octodontidae. Gene Ontology annotation, cellular component: membrane.